Messenger RNA from Dromiciops gliroides (monito del monte), 4192 nucleotides. RefSeq names its product neuropilin and tolloid like 1 (gene NETO1). The transcript has 11 exons. NCBI's taxonomy places the organism in Eukaryota, Metazoa, Chordata, Mammalia, Microbiotheria, Microbiotheriidae. Gene Ontology annotation, molecular function: protein binding. The coding region runs from base 110 to 1711 and encodes 533 amino acids. The record is from RefSeq and is a predicted model, not a curated record.
CCCCCACCCCGCCCCCCUCCUGACUCCAUCCUCUUCCCCCACCACUGGAAGUCCUCCCGAAUCUAAAUGGAAUUAGUGGAGAUCGGAGUCCCUGGCGUAAGGAACAGACAUGAUCUAUGGACGCAGUUUGUUUCACAUUGUAGCAAGUUUAAUCAUCCUACAUGCCUCUGGGGCUACCAAAAAGGGAAUAGAAAAGCAAACCACUUCAGAAGCACAGAAAUCAGUGCAGUGUGGAAACUGGACAAAGCAUGCCAAUGGAGGUAUCUUCACUUCUCCCAAUUACCCCAGCAAGUAUCCUCCAGACAGAGAGUGCAUCUACAUCAUAGAAGCUGCCCCCAGACAAUGUAUUGAACUUUACUUUGAUGAAAAGUACUCUAUUGAACCCUCUUGGGAGUGUAAAUUUGAUCAUAUUGAAGUACGAGAUGGACCUUUUGGCUUUUCUCCAAUCAUUGGACGUUUCUGUGGACAGCAAAAUCCACCUGUAAUAAAAUCCAGUGGCAGGUUUUUGUGGAUUAAAUUUUUUGCUGAUGGAGAGCUGGAAUCUAUGGGAUUUUCAGCUAGAUAUAAUUUCACAACUGAUCCUGACUUUAAGGACCUUGGAGUUUUGAAACCAUUACCAGUGUGUGAGUUUGAAAUGGGCGGACCUGAAGGAAUUGUGGAAUCUGUACAAAUUAUGAAGGAAGGAAAAGCUUCUGCCACUGAGGCAGUUGACUGUAAAUGGUACAUCCGAGCCCCACCACGAUCCAAGAUUUAUUUACGAUUCUUGGACUAUGAGAUGCAAAAUUCAAACGAAUGUAAAAGGAAUUUUGUGGCUGUCUAUGAUGGGAGCAGCUCCGUAGAGGAUUUGAAAGCUAAGUUUUGUAGUACCGUGGCUAAUGAUGUGAUGCUGCGCACAGGUCUUGGGGUAAUUCGCAUGUGGGCAGAUGAGGGCAGUCGAAACAGCCGAUUCCAGAUGCUCUUCACAUCUUUUCAAGAACCUCCAUGUGAAGGCAAUACAUUUUUCUGCCAUAGUAAUAUGUGUAUUAAUAACACAUUAGUCUGCAAUGGACUCCAGAACUGUGUGUAUCCUUGGGAUGAAAAUCAUUGUAAAGAAAAAAGAAAGACUAACCUACUGGAUCAGCUUACCAAUACCAGUGGGACUGUCAUUGGGGUGACGUCCUGUAUUGUGAUCAUCCUCAUUAUUAUUUCUGUCAUCGUACAGAUCAAACAGCCUCGUAAAAAAUUUGUCCAAAGGAAGGCCGAAUUUGAUCAGACAGUAUUCCAGGAGGUAUUUGAGCCUCCUCAUUAUGAGUUAUGCACUCUUAGAGGGACAGGGGCUACAGCUGACUUUGCAGAUGUGGCUGAUGACUUUGAAAAUUACCAUAAACUGAGGAGGUCAUCUUCCAAAUGCAUUCAUGACCAUCACUGUGGAUCACAACUGUCUAGCACUAAAGGCAGCCGUAGUAACCUCAGCACAAGAGAUGCUCCUCUCUUGGCAGAAAUGCCACCCCAACCUGUCAAACCCCUCAUCCCACCCAUGAACAGAAGAAAUAUUCUUGUCAUGAAGCAUAACUACUCACAAGAUGCUGCAGAAGCGUGUGACAUAGAUGAAAUUGAAGAGGUGCCCACUACAAGUCACAGGCUGUCCAGACAUGAUAAAUCUGUCCAGCGGUUCUGCCUCAUUGGGUCUCUAAGCAAACAUGAAUCUGAAUACAACACAACUAGGGUCUAAAAAGAGAACUCAAGAGAAGAACUAUUUAUACAAACAUGGGGACUGUGAAAAGAAAAUUCUAUAGUGAAUUGUGAAAAGUGGACAUGUUUCUAAAUUCAUUCCACUGCCUUUAUCCAAACCUAAGAAUUACAGACAUUUGUUAUUCCUUCGGCAAGACAUCCCGCCUGCACAAUGAUAUGUUUAUUUUGUAAUUUGGUUGCUGGACACCAAGUGCUCCUUAGUUUUUAAAUACAUUUUGAGAUUUACUGGAAACUUGAAGAAGAAGUUAGUUCCUGAUUAAGACUUUCCCUGCUUUAUUUUUCUUGUCAGCUAUAUUUCUGUUUCUAUGUUGUUUUCUGUCUUUGUUAUAUACUUGUAUAUGGUGUGAUAUGUGGAAAACAAAAUGAUUUAAAUGAAUCUUGUGUUGUAUGUACAUUGUUUUCAUUAUAUAGACUGCUUGAAAAUAGUACGUCCCUGGGUGAUUUUGAACAUGCUACAGUGAAAUAUGAAAAUAUCGACCAUGGAAACACCAGCUAGAGGUUUUAUGGACUUUAACCAGCUAUUCUUAUAUCAUGAUCAAAUGCAGCAAAAAAAGUAUUGAGUAAAAUUAUUAGAUUGCAAUAAGAAAAAAACAACAACAACAACAAAACUCUGGUUUGUUUUGUCAUUCCCUACCUCGACUUCCCACUCCUUCAAUUUCUUUUUUUUUUUUAAUACAAAAGUAGAUUCUCAUUUUCAGGAACAGUUUGUUGAAAUCAGGUAUUUAGCCAUUUGUAAACAAGUUAAUAAUAAUGUUUGUUGGAUUAGCAUCUAGCAAAAUGGCUGACUUGACAGUUUGAGAAAAUACUCUGCAUGUCUGUACUGGAUAUUUGAUUUGGUAAAUAAUCCUUUUUAUCUGAUACAUUGUAAAAAGCAUGCAUUCAUACUUACUGCUCUUACUGUUCCAUUUCUUUGUGUCAUCUGCUUGCCACUUGUAUUUUUUUUAUAUAAAGAUACAUAAAAAUGUAUAAUAAUUUCCUAUCUUGAGUUUAGAAAAAUGUUUUCUUUUACUGAAGUAAUGCACUCUUACACAUAUUAAUACACAAUUUUCAUGAAAUCUUUCUACUUUUAUAAUAUAUAAAGCUUUCUUAUUUGAGGCUUAAUAAAUGUCCCAAGUAAUUUGGUUUCUUAAGUUUUCAUGGACAUUUAUGUGCUUUGAUGGCCCACCCACCACCAAAACCUCAUUUUAAAUUGGAAAUUCUUUUUAAAAAUCUCUUUAUGAUAAUAGAAUGUCAUGAUACUAGAUACACAUCAGCCUAUAUAGACAAUCUUAUAGGUCAUUCAACCCAGCCCCUAACUGAGGCAUAAGUCAUGUCUCAUGUGCUAGAAAAGUGGUCAUUCACUCUCCUCCAAAAUCUCCAAGCUGUUUACCCUUUUAUUCACCACAGUAAAAUUUCCUGAGAAAUAAUUCCUUCGCAUUACUAUGAAAUUCCUCCCCCUACACUUUCCAUACCUUAAUCCUAACUCCCUGAAAAAAAAUAUCUUUAUAGUGGAUAUUUAUGUACUUCAGGUCAAAAUGAAACCCUAUUAGGCUCUUAUCAAAUAGUUGUUUAACUACAAACAAACCAUAUUAUAUUAUGUAAUUGUGUGAUGGGUCCCUGAGAAAUAUUAUAAAUUACCUUUUCUUUGGAGUAAGAGGGAGGAAAUGAAGUAACUAUUUUCGCCCAAAUGUUCAGAGCUACAGAAUCCUACAUGCAGGGGUAGUCUUUUCCUUUUUUUUUUUCCAAACCAUACAAUUUGAAGAAAGACACUACAAAGGAAACUGAUAUAUUAUGGGUAUUUCUCUAAGUUUGUGCUUUAAUUUCAUGCACAUUACCAAACAACUAAAUAAAAUCUUGAGGAGAGUAAAAUAAGACUUAUUAGGAUAGCUGGGAUAUAAAAAUUUUGAAUAAAACUCUUUGGGAAAAGAUGUCAUUUCUCAGAAAUUUUUAAAAAAUAAGAAUUUGAUGUAAAAAAGAUAUACAAGAAGAAAGACUGUUAAUGCAUUUGGCAUACAAAAAUGACCCCAAAAUUACAUGUAAUGCCACAUGUUUAUAAAUGGUACUUGUGGUAAAAAAUUAUUUUUCUUAUUUGACUUGAGUGGGUUUUUUUUUUUAAUUGCUGGCCUUAGCUUGAUACUCUUCAUUUUUAAAUGAACAUAGCUUGUAACUACUUUACAGGAUUGUUAACCUUCCUUUUACUUUUACUUUCUUCACCAAAAAAAUUAUAGUGUAUCUUUCCUUAAAUUAAUUUGUUAUUCUAAUGCAAAGUGAACACUUUGGAUUAUGUGUGAGAAAAUUCAGGAAGACUAUAAAACCCAAAUUUAUACUUCUGAUAUUGAAGAGGAAAAGAGAAUUCUCAGGUUGAUUUGAUUCAAUUUUUAAAGUUAAUUUAAAAAUACUUUUUGAGUUGAAAAACAGUGAAUUUUCAUAUUCAGUGAAUUGAGUAAAACUUUCAGUUUAACUCAAUGAAAAGUUUUAAAAU